Molecule: messenger RNA, 4404 nt
Organism: Danio aesculapii
Lineage: Eukaryota; Metazoa; Chordata; Actinopteri; Cypriniformes; Danionidae
Gene: slc30a8
Product: solute carrier family 30 member 8
Exons: 15
Coding region: 125-2251 (708 amino acids)
Biological process (GO): insulin secretion; zinc ion transmembrane transport; response to zinc ion
Cellular component (GO): plasma membrane
Molecular function (GO): zinc ion transmembrane transporter activity; RNA polymerase II C-terminal domain binding
Source: RefSeq, a predicted model, not a curated record
GCUGAGUGUGGUGGAGCAGGGAAUGUGUGUCUGUCGUGAGGAGUUAUCCGUGUAAAAUCCUCGACCUUCGGGUGUUUAUGUGGACAAGUCGCCUUUUCCACACACCGUUUACCCGUGACUGAAGAUGUCCGUGUUCUCGGAGCCUGCUUUGGAGAAGAAACUAUCAGAACUGAGUAACUCCCAGCAGAGCGUGCAGACGCUUUCUCUGUGGCUCAUUCACCACAGAAAACACUCCAAAACCAUCGUCAAAGUGUGGUAUAGCGAGCUCAAGAAAGCUCAGGUGUCUCGUAAGCUGACAUUUCUGUAUCUUGCCAAUGAUGUCAUACAAAAUAGCAAGAGGAAAGGACCCGAGUUCACACAAGACUUUGCCCCAGUCAUUGUUGAUGCUUUCAAACACGUCUCCAGCGGAGGAGACGAGAGCUGUAAGAAACAUCUAGGUCGAGUUUUGUCCAUCUGGCAGGAGAGAGCCGUCUAUGAGAACGACAUACUGGACAAACUUUCAGACGUCCUGCAGGUGGAAAAGAAGGCCCAAAAAAGGCCUUAUGAAGAGAUUAAGGUGAACGUGGAUGAUUUCGCCUGCCAAAGCUCCCCCACUGAACCUCCUCAGACUGCAGAUCUGAUCCGGACGCUGCAGGAGCUGGAGAACGCAGCCUCAAGUGACGCCGCUCUCCGAAAGAGGAUCUCCGCUCUUCCCCCAGAGGUGCAGGACACCUCGCUGUUGCACAAAGUUCAAGAUAAAGAGUCCGGAGAGCGUCUGUCUCGGCUGGUUGAGGAGGCCUGUAUGCUGCUGGCGGAUUAUAGUGGACGGCUGGCGGCAGAAAUUGAUGACCGCAGGCAACUCACGCGCACACUGGCCGUCUUUUUGCAGAGUCAGAGAGACGGUCUGGUCCAGAACGAGCAGAAACUAGAAGAGUAUAAGCGUAAGCUGGCGCGGGUGUCGCAGGUACGAAAGGAGCUUCGAACUCGCCUCAACGGUCUACCAGAUCUGUCCCGGCUCCCGAACGUCACAGGUGGUCAUGUGCGUCUGCCCUCGUCCGGUGAUCUGUACAGCCCAUCUGAUUUAAACACCAUUACAAGUGAUAUUAUGUUCACGAAAAAACCCGAAAAGAUCCAUUUGGUGUCGGAAAACAGUGCAAAGAUGUACACCAUCAUGUCAGAAAGCAUGCCUUCAGUUGAUAUGAAGGACGGUAAACACUGCCAUGAUAAUAACCGUGCUUUGGAGGAUCGAGAGCGGGAGAAGAAGAUCGCCAAGAAGCGUCUGUACAUCGUUUCUGCUGUGUGUCUGGUGUUUAUGGUGGGAGAGAUUUUAGGAGGAUAUUUUGCUGGCAGUCUUGCGGUGAUGACAGAUGCAGCUCAUCUUCUAGUGGAUCUCACCAGCUUCAUCAUCAGUCUGUGUUCGCUUUGGCUUUCUUCCAGACCUGCCACUCGUACUCUUAAUUAUGGCUGGCAUCGAGCAGAAAUCCUGGGUGCUCUUCUGUCCAUCUUCACCAUCUGGCUGGUGACCGGAGUGCUGGUGUAUCUGGCUGUGGAGAGAAUCAUCAAUGAUAACUUCACUAUUGAGGGCACAGUCAUGCUCAUCACCUCCGGCUGUGCUGUUCUGGCCAACAUCAUAAUGGCUCUGACUCUGCAUCAGUCUGGUCAUGGACACAGUCACGGUGGUCUGAGCGCUGGACACGGACACAGCCACGAUCACGGGAAAGAAAACGGACACAGCCAUUCAGACGGCAGCCAUCAUGACGUGGAGGAGCAAAGACCUGGAAAAACUCAAGCCAAUGCCAGCGUCCGGGCGGCGUUCGUACAUGUGAUUGGAGAUCUGCUGCAGAGCAUCAGUGUGCUUGUCAGCGCGCUCAUCAUCUUUUUUAAGCCUGAAUAUAAAAUUGCAGAUCCUAUUUGCACCUUCCUGUUUUCUUUGUUCGUCCUGGGAACCACAUUCACCAUCAUGAGGGACAUUGUUAUAGUCCUAAUGGAAGGUACACCAGCCGGAGUGAAAUAUAAUGAAGUGCGUCAGCUUCUGCUAGGAGUAAAGGGUGUUAAAGCCGUGCACAACCUGCACAUCUGGGCCUUGACCAUGAACCAGGCUGUGCUUUCUGCUCAUGUGGCCACCGAUGAAACGGUGGAUCCACAGGAGGUGCUUAGAGAAAUGACCCAGGUCUGUUUCACAAAAUACAGUUUCCAUUCGGUCACCAUUCAGCUGGAGCCGCAGGAAGAUCAGAGACCCGACUGCAGCCUCUGUCAAGACCCCGCCAAGUGAAACACACACACACACACACACACACUAAAAAGAGGAAUAGUUCACCCAAAAAAUGAAUAUUUACUCAUCAUUUACUCUCCCUAAUGUUGGGCCAACCCAAAAAAAGAUACUUUGAAAAAUGUUGAAAACAGGAAGCCAUUAACUUGUAUUGUAGGAAAAAAAAAAUACAAUUAAAAAUAGUAUUACCCCUGUGACCCGGCCACGGAUAACUGGAAGAAAAUGGAUGGAUGGAUGGAUGGAUUGAUGGAUGGAUGGAUGGAUGGAUGGAUGUCCCAAGCUUGGGUUCCAUCCAAAGAUGUGAAUUAGAUUUAUGUGCAAAACUAGAAUAUUGCAUAAAACAUUAGUGAAUAAAGCAGCGUUUCCUUUCAAUGAGAAACAAAAAAACCCCAAAGUCAUCACUUUCUGAUACCUUACAGCAAAUAUCGGACAGAGAAAUGUAGUUUAAUGAGGUAGGACCAGCCACUGUGGUGUUUUUUCUUCCUUCUUAAAUGAGUUGCUCUUCAUAAUAAGAUGACGAAGACGAAAUGCAAUGAAUGCAAUGUGGUGGCUUUUGGAGCCGUGAGAUGCUCAACACAGGCUCUUUCUGAAAAUAUAGCCCUUUAUAUAUUUCUGGAGAUCGUGAAUUAUGUAACCAGAGGAACGUAUGACUGCAUUUCAGCUUAAAAAUGAACGCUAAGGGGUGGUAUGGUGUUGUUCUGACCUCUUACCUCAGUGUGGACGGCUUUACUGCUGUUACCAGUUUGUCCAGUGGCUUGUCAUGUACAUUGGCGGACUUGAGAUAGAGAGAGGAGUUGACCGCGACAACAGGGUUCGAGUCCAGCGAAAAACGAUUCCAGAAGCAGGUAAGAUAAAAAUAAAACAAACAAGUAAAUAACAGGGUGAGAAUCUGUGGUAAAAAUCAGGCAGCCACGGGGCUUUUCUUUUUCUGGAUUGCUUUUCAAAACACAUGUCGGUUGGGUUUAGGGAAGUGGGUGAUUGGGUCAAUCGGUGCUUUUGAAAACACUAUCGGUUGGGUUUCAGGAAGGAGGAGCGUGGGUCAGUCGAUCACUCAUUCGGUCAGUCAGUUCACAGCGGCCUCUGGUGGAUUUACAUGUGAACAGCAGGUGCGAAUGGCACUUGCGAGAGAAGUUUGAGAUCUGAAACAGCGUACACACCGGCCUCUGGUGGAUUUACAUGUGAACAGCAGGUACGAAUGGCACUUGCGAGAGAAUUUUGAGAUCUAAAAAAGCGUACACAGCGGCCUCUGGUGGAUUCACAAAAACAAAAACUGCAAAAAAAACGUAGCUCCUGGAACGUAUUUGGCACUCUCCAUAAAUGUAUAUAGAGGUACGUCAGAAUCUGAAUGAGGCUGGGUUGGAGAUGCUCUUUGGGAGCGUAGACAGAUGCUCAAGACAGUUCUGGAGGGAAUGAUAAUAGAAUGAUAAUAAUACUUAUGCGGAGAUCUUAUUUCAUAAAUGUGUUUCCAUCCCUUAAUGCACAUUUUUUUCUUAUCAAAUAAAAAGUUUAUCCUACUCAGUUGUGCUCAUAAGUUUUUUAAAAAUGUGUGCACAUCUUGGCAUUCCCAUUAAGCAUUUUUAUGCAGUGUUUUACAAUGCACAUAAAAAUAGCUGGAUGUAAACAACAACAGGUUGAUGAAAACAUGGCUAAUGGCUACCAGUUUCCGGAUUAUUUUCUAAAUAUCCUCUUUUCUGUUCAUCAGAUAAAUAAGUGAUGGAUCAAUAAAUGAUGACAGAUUUUUCAUUUUUGGGUGAACUGCCCCUUUAAAGAAGAGCCCAAAGGGACAAAAGAGCCACAAAACAGAGCAUUUCAAGAGGAUUAUUAUCGUUUUGGUCAUGUUUUAUAACUAUAGUUUUAUUUAGGAUGAGGACUUCUUGGACUUUGUGUUAUUUUUAGUUUUUUUUGUCAGAUUAUUUAGUUUUUGUUGCAUUAUUAUCUUGAGUACGAGAUAGAAGUAUAUAAUGUCAAAUAAUUUCUUCCAAGUUUCUGCUAUGAUUAUGACAAAGCUGCUUGUUUUAAUCUCUUUGCAUGGACAGACUUGUUAUUCAGGGGAAAGAAUGAUUCGAUUCAGCUGUAUUAAUGAUGAUAUGAAAAUUAACUAUUUAUAAGGAUAUAUUGAUUUAAAGAUUGAUUUGUUUUUUUAAAUGAGUGUUUUA